Trichobilharzia regenti is the source of this 795-nucleotide messenger RNA. NCBI's taxonomy places the organism in Eukaryota, Metazoa, Platyhelminthes, Trematoda, Strigeidida, Schistosomatidae. The record is from the annotation of a GenBank genome assembly.
UGUCACUGAUGGUUUCCUCAUAAUAAUGAGUUAUACACUUUGAGGAAAAUCCUAAUGGAAAAUGGAUUUCCACCACGUUUUAUAGAUAAGAAUAUACAUUCAAAGCCUACAAAACGUGACUUAUCAAUCGCUCCCAAGAAAAUACUUUACAUGAGCUUAGAAUUCGAAGGGGACUUAGCUUCCGAUAUCAUGAAACGAAGGAUAUCAGAGUCCCUGAAAAGAACAUUCCCUGUUGCCUCUCUGAGAAUAGCUUUUACUAACCGAUUAUUAUUGUUCAAUAACCUGAAGGACAAGAUCCCAAUGUUGACCAACUCUAUGUGCGUUUAUCAAUUCACCUGCUCUUGUGGAGCUAGGUAUAUCGGUCGUUCGACUCGAGUUUUGUCCAAGAGGGUGCAAGAACAUCCUGCAUGGCUACGAAAAGGUGGAAGUGGAGCAAUAAGAAGCGCGAUCAUAGAACAUCUAGUCGAUAAUGAUCACCCUAUCUCUAUAGCCUCCGCCUUUAAAGUCAUCUACAAGGCGAAGAGCAAUCUACCCAAAUCCCUACGUACCCGACUCAUCUGUAUCGCUGAAGCUUUGGUUAUUGAAACAGAAAAGUCACAUCUCUGUGUACAGAAAAAGUUCGUUCAACCCCUCCAACUUUCAUGGUCUUAAUCCCUCUAUGCUAAAAUAUGAUAAUCCCCAAUCAUAUUUUAGCUCUACCAAUUUUUUAUUUUUCAUUUUGUCUUUUCAAUUUGUAUACUCUUCCUUAUUAAGUCAAUUGUUAUUAUUACUAUUCUCACUUUGAACUGUCCCCGG